Messenger RNA from Xenopus tropicalis (tropical clawed frog), 933 nucleotides. It is a transcript of the gene blvrb, whose product is annotated as biliverdin reductase B. The record is from RefSeq and is a predicted model, not a curated record. NCBI's taxonomy places the organism in Eukaryota, Metazoa, Chordata, Amphibia, Anura, Pipidae. The transcript is spliced from 5 exons. Bases 79 to 723 code for a protein of 214 amino acids.
GAGGAGCCGAAUGAGGGUUUUGUAUGUCAAAGAGCCUGGAUACAUGUUGUGACAAAGAUUUCAGUCUUAACAGACACAAUGGCACCUAAAAAUAUUGCCAUUUUCGGGGCAACUGGAAUGACUGGAUCUGUGACACUGGCACAAGCUUUGAAUGCAGGUAAUGGCACACUGAUUCUGGGAUACAAUGUAAAUGUUCUGGUGAGAGACCCAGCCCGCCUCCCAUCUGGACAAAAUCCGACCACAGUCACAGUUGGAGACGUACUAAAUAAAAAUGAUGUUCUGAAGACACUUAAGGGACAGGAAGCUGUAGUGAUUGUAUUGGGAACAAGGAAUGACCUAGGGCCCACCACCAUGAUGUCAGAGGGGACUCAAAAUAUUGUGGAGGCAAUGAAAUUGCUUGGAAUUCGCAAAGUGGUGGCUUGCAUGUCAUCUUUUCUGCUGUGGGACAUAGCCAAGGUCCCACCUACUUUGUUGCCAGUAACAGAGGAUCACAUACGAAUGCACCAAGUUCUUAAGGACUCAGGCCUGGAUUAUGUGGCUGUGCUGCCUCCACAUAUUGCAGCUGACAAGCCAUUUACUGGAGAGUACACAGUGACAGUCGGAACCCGUGGUGGCAAUGUGAUAUCCACACAUGACCUUAGUCAUUUCUUCCUUCAGUGUCUGACAACAAAUGAAUAUAAUGGGAAAAAUGUCACUUUAUCCCGGGACUAUUCUAACUUGUAAUACUUUUUCUGUAGCAAAAACAACGCUGGCAGAAGUGUGAGGUGAUGCCAGUUUUAUUUGUCCUAAUAACUAAACAUUUCAAGUGCAUUUAUGUAUUUCUUUUUUUAGAAAUGUUUGUUUUUUUCUGAUAUUUCACAACAUACAUUUGUGGUUUAAGACAAAUCCUAUUUUCUUUUUAAAUAAAUUGUAAUGUCAUGAUUUUUCUCAAUA